GGUGGUGGCCCUCUGUGCUUGGGAAUCCCUUCCAAAUCCCUUCAGACUCCUGCUUGUUUUGCAGCAAGUAACCAGCUCACCUCAGAAUCCCCUCGACAACAUGGCACCGAAGAAGAUUGAACCGAAGAAACCCGAGCCCAAGAAGCCAGAGCCUAAGAAGGAUGCGGCUCCAGCUGCUAAGCCAGCCCCACCUCCGCAGCCGAUGCCCGAGCAGCCCAAGGAGCCCCCGUUUGAUCCCAAAAGCAUCACUCUCGAGUACACCAACGACCAGAUCGAGGAGUUCAAGGAGGCCUUCAACUUGUUCGACCGCACACCGACCGGAGAGAUGAAGAUCACGUACGGCCAGUGCGGAGACGUGAUGCGAGCCCUGGGCCAGAACCCUACCAACGCAGAUGUGCUCAAAGUGCUCGGGAAACCGCGGCCGGAGGACAUGAGCACCAAAAUGGUGGAUUUUGAGACCUUCUUGCCAAUGCUGCAACACAUCUCCCGCGCGAAAGAUCAGGGCAACUUUGAGGAUUUUGUGGAGGGGCUCAGGGUUUUUGAUAAGGAAGGCAACGGCACCAUCAUGGGAGCGGAGCUGCGUCACGUGCUGGCGACGCUGGGAGAGAGGAUGACGGAAGACGAGGUGGACAGGCUGAUGGCCGGGCAGGAGGACGCCAACGGGUGCAUCAACUACGCCUCCUUUGUAAAGCAUAUUCUCUCUGGAUGAAAGAGACAUUUAGAGCAUAUAAAAGACUUUACCUCUGUUUUUCUCAACUUUCUGGAUCCUUGCUAAACAUUUUGUCCAUGUAGAGGUGAGCAUGUCACUUAGUCCGUGACAUUAUUGUGCUGUCAAGAGCAGCAGUUAAUGUUCAGUGGAAAAAAAAAAAGUGUUGGCCGCUAGACCUGUGAUUAGUUAUUUUUAAUAAACACUCUGAAGUAUAAUGAAAUGCCAGUGAGAUAAAAUGGACAACCAUAAAGACCAUUAAUAAAGGAAAUAUAAUUACAAA
Molecule: messenger RNA, 989 nt
Organism: Sebastes umbrosus (honeycomb rockfish)
Lineage: Eukaryota; Metazoa; Chordata; Actinopteri; Perciformes; Sebastidae
Gene: cmlc1
Product: cardiac myosin light chain-1
Exons: 1
Coding region: 101-709 (202 amino acids)
Cellular component (GO): myosin II complex
Molecular function (GO): calcium ion binding
Source: RefSeq, a predicted model, not a curated record